Hibiscus syriacus is the source of this 825-nucleotide messenger RNA. Its product is annotated as 17.3 kDa class I heat shock protein-like. The record is from RefSeq and is a predicted model, not a curated record. The transcript is spliced from 2 exons. Gene Ontology annotation, biological process: protein complex oligomerization; response to hydrogen peroxide; response to heat. The coding region runs from base 113 to 583 and encodes 156 amino acids. Lineage: Eukaryota; Viridiplantae; Streptophyta; Magnoliopsida; Malvales; Malvaceae.
GUUCCCCAACAUCGGGAAAAAAGAUUUGGAUUCUCUGCAGAGCUCUCAAAAUCUUCGAGGUUUUUCAUUAGCUGAGUUUUUGGUUGAUCCUUGUUUCGAUCGUGCAACAGAAAUGGCGAUGAUACCAAGUUUCUUUGGCAACCGAGGGAGCAGCGUCUUCGAUCCUUUCUCUCUUGAUGUUUGGGAUCCGUUCAAGGACUUCUCUUUCCCUUCUUCCCUCGCGACAAGUUCCUCUGAAACCUCUGCUUUUGUGAACACUCGCAUCGACUGGAAGGAGACCCCUGAAGCUCACGUCUUCAAGGCUGAUCUUCCCGGGCUUAAGAAAGAGGAAGUGAAAGUUGAGGUUGAAGAUGAUAAGGUGCUUCAAAUCAGUGGUGAGAGGAAGAUAGAGAAGGAAGACAAGAAUGACACUUGGCACCGUGUGGAGAGGAGCAGUGGGAGCUUCUCGAGGAGGUUUAGGUUGCCGGAGAAUGUGAAGAUGGAUCAAGUCAAGGCUUCCAUGGAGAAUGGGGUUCUCACAGUCACUGUUCCAAAGGUGGAAGUGAAGAAACCUGAUGUUAAAGCCAUUGACAUUUCUGGUUAAAACUCGCAAAGGAUGGAUUGCGUCGGGUGGCCCCGGUGAGUACCCUUUAGUAACUGCAUCAAGAGCCGGGAAUGAUGGGGUUGGUGUUUCGGUGACUCCGAGAGCUGUUACAUAUGUGAUAACCGGAGGUUAACCUUUUCUUCCUGUAAUAUGUGUUUAAAUCGUGCUUUUAAGACUCAACUGUUAGAACUCAAUCUCAAGAUCUAUAUGUCGGCAAGGAAACAAGAACUGUUUGGAUUCUA